AUGGGUGGUGUUUCUAUUAUUUUUAUUGUAGGAAAAGGCGGAAUCGGCAAAACAACUCUUGCAAAAAUGGUCUUUAAUGAAACCAAACAAUAUUUUGGGAAACGUAGAUGCUGGGUUUGUGUUUCGGAGAGGCCAAACCUUAAGGAUUUGGUGCAGCAGAUACUAAGGGAAGUGUCUGGAGAAAAUCCUGAUUGUUCCUUGAGUGAGUUGUGCACACAAUUACGGAAUGAGCUCUCAAAGGAAAAUUUUUUGUUGGUCCUAGAUGACGUGUGGGAACUAAAAUGGUGGGAUGGAGGGGUAGAGGGAACAUUGAUGGCAGGUGCAAUGGGGAGCAAUAUUUUGAUUACCAGUGGAAAGGAAUGUAAUGAUGCCUCUGUUAUUGAGCACACCCACCAUCUAUCAUUACUUCGUGUAGAUGAUGCAGAAGCACAAAAGCAUAAAGCCUCAGGGGUGGGAAAUCAGUUGCGCACAAUAUUGAUAGAUGAUUUCUAUUCAGACUUGCCUUGGGUUUAUAUUGAAGACUUGACCAAUUCAAGUGGUUGA
Nymphaea colorata (pocket water lily) is the source of this 543-nucleotide messenger RNA. RefSeq names its product putative disease resistance protein RGA3. The record is from RefSeq and is a predicted model, not a curated record. Gene Ontology annotation, biological process: defense response to fungus. The coding region runs from base 1 to 543 and encodes 180 amino acids. Gene Ontology annotation, molecular function: ADP binding. The transcript has 2 exons. NCBI's taxonomy places the organism in Eukaryota, Viridiplantae, Streptophyta, Magnoliopsida, Nymphaeales, Nymphaeaceae.